Molecule: messenger RNA, 1072 nt
Organism: Oppia nitens
Lineage: Eukaryota; Metazoa; Arthropoda; Arachnida; Sarcoptiformes; Oppiidae
Product: dnaJ homolog subfamily C member 17-like
Exons: 3
Coding region: 122-1072 (316 amino acids)
Biological process (GO): spliceosomal complex disassembly
Cellular component (GO): spliceosomal complex
Molecular function (GO): nucleic acid binding
Source: RefSeq, a predicted model, not a curated record
AAAAACAUUUAUUACGAAAACGUUUUGUUUGUUUCACUUGUUUUUCAUUAUAUUAUUCAUCAAUAGUUUAAAUUAUCGCUGAAGAAGAAUAAGAAGAAGAAGACUAUUACCACCAAAAAAAAUGUCCACAAAAAAGACAAAGAACGACGAUAUCAUGAAACUUGAUUUGUAUGAAUUGUUUGCCAUUUCGGUGGACGCGACCGCACAAGAGAUCAAGAGUGCCUAUCGACGACUGGCUCUUAGCUGUCAUCCCGAUAAAAAUCCCGACAAUCCGGCGGCUGUCGAGCGCUUCCAUCGGUUAUCCAAAGCGUUAGAAAUACUGACCGACGAGACGGCAAAGUCGGCGUACGACAGACUACUGAAGUCACGCAAAGCUAAUGUAUUGCGAAACAAACGAUUGGACGAAAAGCGGCAAAAAAUGAAGGAUAAACUCGAGGAACGAGAAAAGGCUGCACAAGAAUACAAGUACAGCGAAGAAGAAGCUGAGGAACGGCUGCAACGGGAGAUCGAAAGACUCAGAAAAGAUGGAUCMAAACAAUUGGAAACUGAAAACGAAUUGUUAAGACAACAGAUCGAAGAAGAGAUGAAACAAAGACUAGAACUGGAGUUAACCAAAAGUAAAUGUUUACCAAAAUUAAAGGUUAGCCGAAAAUCGAAGACAUUUGACUUCAGAGAAGACAGUCUAAGGAGUUGUUUGCAAGAAUUCGGUGAAAUUAAUGCAUUUGUUUUGACUAAAAACCAGAAGAAAGCACUGAUUGAGUUCAAUGAUUACGAACAGACUGUCAAAGUGUUUGACAAUCGCUUCCGAUUUGAACACUUGUUUACUAUUGAAUGGAUUGGCGAUAGACAGCAACYAACUACUGAUGAUCAMUCACAUACCGUUCCUCCGAGUCGACCACAAAUGCCUGUAUUUAAUGCUAGUUUUGUAACCAAUAAUAAUGAUCAACAAAUAACUGAAGACUUUAGCAGUGAUUACGAGAGUCUUGUACUGAGAAACAUGAGGGCAGCAGAAGAACGAAAACGAUUGAUCCGGCAAUUGGAGGAACAGGAGGUCAAUGGUGUCGAUAGUUAG